AGUGAUAGGAAUGAGAAUCAAAAGUACUGAACAAAAAAUGCGUACUUAGGUAUAAUAAUAAGUGCAAAUUUAAUCAACAAAUUGUCAAAAUUAUUAUGAAUAACACGUACGUAACGAAUCGAAACGAAUAAUUUGUUCUAAAGCCAGAAAGAAGAAAUUGUAAAUAGCGAAAAUAAGCGAAAUAUUUUGAAUGUACCUUUCAUGGUUAACACGUAUUGGAAACUUUCACCUGCUUGAGCAGAGGAGUCCAAUUGGACGAGGCUCAAGCGUUAGGUACAUAUGCUGAAGAUUUCUACAGGGCCACUUACAUGUGAAACCGUCUUCUGUGUACACUGAACAUAGUGGCGAGCCUUUUACGGUUCUCCGUGUUAAAAGACAAUGUCGAGAAUUCUUGGAUAUUCAUUGAGGUUCGAAUUUGAAAUUUCCUAUAUGUAUUAAAGAGGCCACAGCAAAAUGGGAAGUUACGCGAGUAGAAUUGCAUCUAUGUCAAACAAUGCCGUGCAUUCAAUGUACCGAGGUCGUAAACGAAAGUGCAUCGAGGAGGAUGACUUUGAUUCUGAAUCAGAUUACAUCGAUCGCACGUUGCAAACGCCGAAAAAAAGAAAAUUGUUGACAACAGCACAAUACAUAUAUAAAACUUUAUUUCAAGAAGAAAAAGGCAGUGAUAUAACUGUGCUCAUGUUGGGCAAAGCAUGGAGAUUACAUAAAGUUUAUAUUAGUCAGAGUCCCUAUUUUGCGAGUAUGUUUUCAGGAUCUUGGAGAGAAGCAAAUGAGACAGUUAUUAAUGUAGAAAUUGCUGAUCCUAACAUCACAUUGGAUUCCCUUUUGACAGUCUUUGGUUCCUUUUAUCAGGAUGAAGUUAGUUUGGAACCAAAAGAUGUGAUAUCAAUUUUGGCUACUUCCACCUUAUUCCAGUUGCAAGGGUUAAUCGACCAAUGCACAGACAUCAUGGUGGAAACAACAAAUAUAAAGACUGUUGUUCCUUAUUAUAAUGCUGCUGUAUCGUAUGGUGUCCCAAUGGUGAAAGCAGCAGCAAAACGGUGGUUAGAAGUUAAUCUUUUGGGAUAUGGUUGGCUGCAUCCGACUUUUUUAAAAGAGAUCACGCCAGAUUUAAUGGCAGAGUUAAUUGCUAGUCCCGACUUAAUUGCUAUGCAAACUGAAUUUUGCAUAUAUAUGAUGUUAAGAGUAUGGCUCUUUGUCCAUGUGCACAAUAAAGAAGAAACGCUUCAAAUCGAUGAAUACUUUAGAAAUCAUAAAUGGACGCAACCAUUUCUUACAACAGAGGAAGGUCAAAAAUUUGCGGCACCUUUCAAAGCACUAAGAAUGAAAUACCUUUUAUUACAUGACCAGGAUGUUAAAAUUUUGUACAGUGAUAAUUUAAUACCACAUGAAUGGUUACACAAUGCAUACAAGGAACAAUGGUUACAUUUACUGAGAAUAGACGCAAAUAAAGAUCAAGGACCAAAACAGAUGAGCGAAGAGGAAUUUGCGCGUGAAUGUUUUCGUUGUGGAAGAUGUAUAGAAAAAGUUGGCGAGCAUAUUUGGAGAUGGACAGCAUUUCAUUUUGGGUUAAAUUUGGUCGUAUGUUUGGAUAGCACCAGUUUGAGAAUUAAAAGAAAUCACAGACUGGACACAGAUCAUAUUAAAGCUAAUCAUAGCAAGCACAAUAUAAUCCUAAAAGUAAGUUUAAUUUCAUUGGAUGAACAACGCCAAGAAAAACACAUUCAGAGUUCUGGUAUGCUUAGGUUAUUACUUCAUAAGAAUGAAGAAAAACAAGUGAUGUCUUUGGAUAAAGAACUUACUUAUCCGUUGUAUAUAUCGGUCAACAUGCAAGUGGUGACACCGUUUGUAUCUGCGGAAAAGGAGAAAUCAGCCGAUAUAGCUAUAUUUUCAGAUACUUAGCAUUCUGAAAGAUAGCUAAACCCCGACGAAUGUACGCUUGUUUCAGAUACUAAUUCAGCUGUUUAACUACGAGUAAGCAUUUAUGAGUAAUGUUCAUUCUGGACAAUUUCAGAAUACACUUUAUAUAAAUUUUGUUAUUUGACCCACAUAACGUUUACAUUAUGAAGACAUCACUUUUUUAUUAAAAUGUCUAUAAACUGGAGAUCUAGUCGACUGAAUACAAUCGCGGCGUUAGUACGAAACAAAUUUUGCUUGUUCUAUCAGUACUUUUGGAUAAGUGCAAAUCUAGAGACUUAUUUUUUAUAACGUAAAUUCGACUCAUUCUAUUAAUAGAAUUACAUAAAUAUUAUUUUAAAAAUUGAUAACUUACCGGUAAUACAUAUGAAAUAUGAGAUAAGGUAAGAAAAAAGUAUCAUAUUUUGAUGUUGAGCAAAAAGAGAGAUCUAUAAAGCAGUUUAAUUUCUAUCCAAACUCAGCUUUAGAAAACAAGUGUUAUACGAAACACCGCAGUAUUAAAGACAUUUAUUUUCACUGUCAUUUAUGCAUUUAAAUAUUUAUAGUGCAAUGAAAAUGCUGAUAAUCAAUUACUUUGUGAAUCUGCAACCGACAAAUUUCAUACUUUUGCAUUAAAGAAGGAUAUAUGUGAUUAUAAAAGUGAAUUCAUAGACACACUGAUUGAGUGAUUCUGUGUCUUCCGGCCAGCCAUCGAAAUGUCGACCUUCGUGCCUUGUGAAUAUUGAUCGUAAAAGAACAUGUAAGCAAGAUCUUUUACCACUGAAUAGCGUCAGUUUUUAUAUGGUAUUUUUAAUUUUCGAAACAUUUAUUAUACGAUUACAUUUUCAAACGAGUAACGCGCAAAACACGUUCCUUCGAUUCCGCAGCCGAUAUAUUCUAUAUGGUGCUAUCAUUCGAUAAGUAAAUAAUUUUUCGUUUCACUUACUAAAUAGGAGCUAUAGUAUAAGAAUUUACUCCACUUAGUGAUUAAGUCUUUCUACAUUUAAUGAACGCUCUUAAUUUCAAAUUAACUUCUUAAUAGAGGUAUAUAAUGCGUUAUAUAUAACACCUGUCGUAUUGUCAUUUAGUUUUUACCUUUAGCAUAGAUUUUCAUAAUAGGUGUCUUCAGUAAUGAAUAUAUAGCACAGUAAUGCUUUAACCUGUUUUUUUAUAUCUCAGAAAAGCUAUAAAGAAUAACUGAUAGUAAGAAAGAAUUUUGUAACAUCGAAAUUUGUAAUGUUCUUAGAGAUGAACAUUAAUUUAAUACACGAAACAAAUAUUGUUUUAGUAAGGUAACUGUUAAAGCAUUGAAUUUUCGUUAUCAUUAUCCAGAAACCUCGGAUUAUUUUCUACUGACACUUUAAUGAAUGUGCACUUUACAUGCAAAUGUAUCAUACGAUAAUCUACUUCUGUGAUCUGGCGGGAAAAAAUUGUAGACCAAGCACGAAUAAAUCAGCAAGGUUAAAGAA
Molecule: messenger RNA, 3365 nt
Organism: Nomia melanderi (Alkali bee)
Lineage: Eukaryota; Metazoa; Arthropoda; Insecta; Hymenoptera; Halictidae
Gene: gcl
Product: germ cell-less
Biological process (GO): germ cell development
Molecular function (GO): protein binding
Source: RefSeq, a predicted model, not a curated record